Messenger RNA from Emericellopsis atlantica, 996 nucleotides. RefSeq lists its product as uncharacterized. The coding region runs from base 1 to 996 and encodes 331 amino acids. The transcript is spliced from 2 exons. The record is from RefSeq and is a predicted model, not a curated record. Lineage: Eukaryota; Fungi; Ascomycota; Sordariomycetes; Hypocreales; Bionectriaceae.
AUGAAGUUCGGCACAGCACUUGCUUUGGGUGUCGCCCCGGCUGCUAUGGCAGCCAAGGUCCGCAACACCUACCCACCCACACGCCGGGCUUGGGAUUAUGGACUGAAUGCUCGGGAUGGUCACUGGCCCGCAGAGGCAGGCCAGGAGUCCGCGGUCAGCGAACAUGUCUCGAACGUGGAUCAAAGUCAGUGGUCCUGGCCGGAGGACAUGUCUGUCGGCAAGCAAACCGAAGUCAUCAUCAUUUGGCAGCACCCGGGCGGCCAGGGUCACGAGACUGUCAGGUACCACGACAAGGUCACAGUCACCGAGACUGUUACUGCUACGGCUCAUCCUGGAGCGGCUCCCACUGAGAUGCCUGUUGCUCACCCCCCUGAGGCCGCUGCCACUCACACCGUGACUGUCGGCGGACCCAACGGUCUUGUCUACGAGCCAGAGUCGCUGCCCAAUGUGCCCGUUGGAGACAUGAUCAUCUUUGAGUACCUUGCACAGAACCACACCGUCACUCAAUCUACCUUUGAUCUGCCAUGUGACCCUCUUGCAGGUGGCUUGGACACGGGCCACCAGCCCAACCCCGACAACUCAAUCGUGCCUGCUCCUCAAGUGGCCAUGCAGGUCACCACGAGCGACCCUUUGUGGUUCUACUGCAAGACAGGCAAACACUGCAGCUCCGGCAUGGUUUUCUCUAUCAACCCCACCGCGGAGAAGUCUCAGGCCAUCUUCAAGGAGAAGGCCAUGAACACAGACCAAGGCGACGGCGCAGCGGCUCCUCCUCCUGACGAGAGCGCGACGCCGGCCGAACCUCCCGCUGGCGGAGAAGCACCGGCUGAGGGCGGCGCAGAUGUCACACCUGGAAAGGGGACCGUUGGUCAAGAUGGAAGCUGCGUCUGCAUGGUCACCUGUUCUGCUGGGGGCUUCCCUGCCAGCCAGGUCCAGGGCGUUGGCGCAACAGGUGGCAUGGCUGGUACGCUGCCCAUCAACAUGGCCGGCCUCCGCUAG